GUCAUGAUGAAAUUCUGAAAAAUACUCAUCCUUUGUCCGCUGCAAAGUGGCACAAACAGGAACCAGGAAGUGACAGUGUGUCAGCCUCUCACCUGACCCUGGCAGGUAUAUACAGGGCCCCCGGCCCAGGAGACUCCACACCUGAACACCUCCCCUCUGCACCUGCAUCUCUGACCGACUCCGCCCAAAACCCACCAGAAACAUGGGCUGCUGUGGCUGUUCUGGAGGCUGUGGCUCCAGCUGUGGGGGCUGCGGCUCCAGCUGUGGGGGCUGCGGCUCCAGCUGCUGUGUGCCCGUGUGCUGCUGCAAGCCCGUGUGCUGCUGCAAGCCCGUGUGCUGCUGUGUGCCAGCCUGUGCCUGUUCCAGCGGCGGCUCGUGUGGGGGCUCCAAGGGAGGCUGUGGCUCCUGUGGGGGCUCCAAGGGGGGCUGUGGCUCCUGUGGGGGCUCCAAGGGGGGCUGUGGCUCCUGUGGGGGCUCCAAGGGGGGCUGUGGCUCCUGUGGGGGCUCCAAGGGGGGCUGUGGCUCCUGUGGCUCCUGUGGCUGCUGCCAGUCCAGCUGCUGCAAGCCCUGCUGCUGCCAGUCCAGCUGCUGCCAGUCCAGCUGCUGCAAGCCCUGCUGCUGCCAGUCCAGCUGCUGCAAGCCCUGCUGCUGCCAGUCCAGCUGCUGCAAGCCCUGCUGCUGCCAGUCCAGCUGCUGCAAGCCCUGCUGCUGCCAGUCCAGCUGCUGCAAGCCCUGCUGCUGCCAAUCCUGCUGCUGCAAGCCCUGCUGCUGCUCUUCCGGCUGUGGGUCCUCCUGCAGCCAAUCCAGCUGCUGUGUCCCCGUUUGCUGCCAGUGCAAGGUCUGAGGCUCUGGCUGAUGGCCUCAGGGAACUCCGAAAGACCUGUGCUUGCCCUCAAGUGACUAUAGGUACAUCCUGGUUACACCCCCCCC
Messenger RNA from Felis catus (domestic cat), 930 nucleotides. Its product is annotated as keratin-associated protein 5-6-like. Bases 203 to 844 code for a protein of 213 amino acids. Lineage: Eukaryota; Metazoa; Chordata; Mammalia; Carnivora; Felidae. The transcript has a single exon. The record is from RefSeq and is a predicted model, not a curated record.